This is a messenger RNA of Tribolium madens (black flour beetle), 857 nucleotides long. RefSeq lists its product as uncharacterized. Gene Ontology annotation, biological process: negative regulation of translation; negative regulation of ribosome biogenesis. The record is from RefSeq and is a predicted model, not a curated record. The transcript is spliced from 3 exons. NCBI's taxonomy places the organism in Eukaryota, Metazoa, Arthropoda, Insecta, Coleoptera, Tenebrionidae. Bases 75 to 803 code for a protein of 242 amino acids. Gene Ontology annotation, cellular component: mitochondrion. Gene Ontology annotation, molecular function: ribosomal large subunit binding.
UCUCUGUUUUUUGUUAUGUCAUAUUUAGAGGUUAAGAUGCACAAAAUCUAGAUUUAUUUUACAAAAUACUAAACAUGUUUGUGACACGAUUUUUGAGUAAAACGCGCCCACAAAAGCAGUGUUACUAUUUGUUACAAAAUUGUGUCCACCAAAGAAUGAAAUCUGACAAAGGUGAAAAACUCCAACCUUCAGACACAUCCAAAAAUACUACCAAGACACCCCUUGGUGAAAUGAGCUCAAAAUACCAGGUUUUUAGAGAUGAGGAUUCUGAAGUCAUACUUGAUAUUUACGAAGAUCGAAGUAAAUACUCAAAUCCGGUAAAUGCAAUUGAAGAGGAGGCACCUGAUCCUUUUGAGGGUCUUAAUUUAGAGAGAGGUGUCAAUGGUGUCUAUGAUAUUGAGGACUUAAUUCAAGUUCUUCAUACUGAAAAUGCUGAGGACAUAUUUGUAGCUGCUGUCCCUAAAGAAAUUCAAUAUGUUGAAUACAUUUGUGUUGUCACUGGAAAAUCACACAAACAUAUGAAAGCAAUUGCACAAUUUGUUCGUAUGAUUUAUAAGAAAAAAAUGUACAAAAGUGAUCUUAUUCCUAAGCUUGAAGGUGAAAACUCAAAGGAUUGGUUAGCUUUAGAUUUAGGUAACAUAGCGCUUCACAUAUUUUCUCGAGAAGCUAGAAUUUUAUACGAUUUAGAUUCAUUAUGGGCUUUAGGACCAAAAUAUGACCCAGAAUGUAAUAAACAAGACCCUGUAGCAGAAAUGUUGGAAAAACAUUCGUUUUAUUUGGAAGGUUUGCACCCUGCUAGAUAAUUUUCUAAUCUGUUUUAAGUUAGAAAAAUGUGUAAAAUAAAAUAUGUUAACAUU